Messenger RNA from Setaria italica (foxtail millet), 1476 nucleotides. RefSeq names its product probable protein phosphatase 2C 21. The transcript has 10 exons. The record is from RefSeq and is a predicted model, not a curated record. Gene Ontology annotation, biological process: protein dephosphorylation. Gene Ontology annotation, molecular function: protein serine/threonine phosphatase activity; cation binding. Bases 12 to 1127 code for a protein of 371 amino acids. NCBI's taxonomy places the organism in Eukaryota, Viridiplantae, Streptophyta, Magnoliopsida, Poales, Poaceae.
CAAACCCGGCUAUGGGCGCAUCUAGCAGCCGGGAUGUUGAAACAUCAAGGACUACUGAAGGAGGGGAAAAUGUCAGAAUCAAGUAUGCAGCAGCAUCUAUGCAAGGUUUUGGUAUAGAAAUGGAAGAUGCUCACACAGUUGUCCCAGAUCUAGAUCAUACCACAUCUUUCUUUGGUCUUUAUGAUGGCCAUGGAGGAGAUGAAGUAGCACUGCUUUGUGCGAGACUGUUUCAUGUUGAGCUCCAGGUCCAUCCAAACUAUCAGAGCGAUCUAGAUAAUGCAAUCAGGAGUGUGUUUUCCAGAAUGGAUGAGGUGUUGCAACAAUCAAAUGUAUGGAGAGAAUUAGUUAAUCCUCCUGGUGGUAGUGGCAAUUUUCUACACCGUAUCAUAUGUCCUAUUGCUAACCCUUGGUACUGCAAAACGGAAACUCCUUAUAUACCACCACAGAAUACAGGAAGCUCAGCAAGUGUAGCUGUCAUUAGAGGCAACCGGGUCAUUGUUGGAAAUGUUGGAGAUUCUCAUUGCGUAGCCUCAAGGGAUGGCCAGGCAAUUCAAUUAUCCACUGAUCACAAACCACGCCAUCGGUGUGAAAUACGGAGAAUACAAAGAGCAGGAGGAAAGAUAGACAUUGAUCAGCAUGUUGUGAGAGAAGCAGGACGAGUGAUUGGCUUCACUGUCUUUAGAGGAAUGCUAGCCACCUCCAGGGCAAUUGGUGAUUUUGUAUUCAAGCAGAACAAGAGUUUGCCUCCUGAAGAACAAAUUGUGAUAUGCAACCCAGACAUUCGCAAUAUGGAGAUAACCAAUGAUAUCGAGUUUCUUGUCAUAGCAAGUCGUGGUAUAUGGGCAUCUUUGACAUGUCAGGAUGUUGUUGAUUUUGUACGCGAGGAGUUUGAAUACGGAGUGACUGACCUGCGCGUCAUCUGCGAGAGGCUCUUGCGCUACGCCCAGCCGACGGUUUUCGACAUGACCGUCAUACUGAUCCAGUUCAAGCACGACGCCCCUGAUGACGCCGAGGAGACCGAGGAGGACAACGACAACCAGGAGAUCAAGUCUGAUGCCAGCGACGGCCAGGAGAUCAAGCUUGCAGCCAGCGACGAGGAGCAGCGGCCCUUCGCUCCGAACGGCUAGACAAUACCAAGAGCGCUUGAGAUCGUGAGAAGUAAGCAGAGAGCAUAAAACCAACGGUAUUAGCCGAACUACGGCAGAGUUUUCAUUUGGGUCCUGAGAAGGGGGAAUAAAAGCUCUCCUGGGAUUUUGCAGGUUUUCUAGACAGUGCUGGUUACUUUUUUACCCUGGUCAAAGACAGCGAGGGUAGAUGAUAUAUCCGUUGGUUUUAUGCUACUGCGUAGUAGGAUGAUAACAUUUUAGUGCCCUUUCUCUCUUAUUACUCGAGUCGAGUAGUGUCUUCUGCCGUGCUGUGGGUACGUUCCAGAGCAGAUUUUGCUUGAUAAUCUGAAUUCUGAGGUUGGAUCUUGAA